Dicrocoelium dendriticum is the source of this 1361-nucleotide messenger RNA. NCBI's taxonomy places the organism in Eukaryota, Metazoa, Platyhelminthes, Trematoda, Plagiorchiida, Dicrocoeliidae. The record is from the annotation of a GenBank genome assembly.
CGAGGAUAUGCGACCAAUCACAUUUUAGUUCGCGCUGAGCUAUCGAUCUAUUAGAGCGGUAGCCUGCAGCAAUCCGUCUCGUCAGUUUCAACUCCGCAGACUUACGCGCACAUGUUUGCCGGUGACGUUACCGGGCCUUUUGGGGAUGUGCCAACUGUGAAUCCCCACCCGAACAAGAGAACUAACUAUACCCCAGCAGAAAUCAGAGCUUUGUCACGACUAAUAUUCCAGGCUCGCGAAAUGUUGCAGCAUAAUAAUCAAACGGACAUGUUGCUGGAUAAGUCGUUCUGGGUGCAGAUCGCAAAUCACAUGCAUGCCAGUGGGUGGCCGAAACGCUCAUGGGUCCGUCUCCGAGAAAAGGGUCGACGAUUGCUAAUGAGCACAGGAUCUUCCGCCCAACACAAUACUCCAGCUUCCAUGUGCGAACCACCGACACAACCCGAUACAACGCCGACGACGAGAUGCAAAUCCGAUCCCGAAGCAGGUUGCUUGGCUCAAUCGAUCUCGACACAAAUAGUCACAACCAGUAAUAUCCCAUCAAAUUCGAACGGUGAAAUUCAGGUAGUCUCUAGAUCAAUCCAAUACAGUCUCCCCCUUCUGACACCUUCCACAGAAGUGCCAAGUGGUCCACUCACUGACACAAACACUACUCCACGCAUCCACGUAUCACCAGUUCCUAUCCCGUUGCCAAGUCCUCAAAUUCUGCAUGUCUGUUCAAGGGCCACACACGCAGCUGCCAAUGUGAGUGAGGCUAGAACUAUCAGUACUGGAGCACCGGAUAGAGCGAGUCCGACCAAUGCACUACAGGGUGCUCAGAACUCCACUCUGUCGCAUAACCCUCCAAUCAUUGUUCAACCAUCAGGAGCAAGUGUUUCAACCGCAAGUGAAGUGAAUCGAAUUGAUUUAUCGGUUUCCAGUGACGAGGACGUUGAAGCUGCCACCACAGAUGUCGGUGCAAACAAGGUUCAAUCGCCGCUUAUGAUCGAUGCUGUGGAUGGCAAAUUGAAGUCGAAGCGAUCCCGCUUGGGGACCGGCAUAGCGAGAACGGAAUCGCAUUUGAGAAAGCUAGUUUACGAGAAGAAGCUGGAAGUAUUGGAGUUGAAGAAGCGUUACUGGACUGAGAAGCUGCGGGUGCUGUUUCGACAAACUCACUCACCACUACACAUGGAGAGUGAUAAUUGAGCAUUGACUAUUUUUGUGGUAUCACCUGCUUUUCUCCUUCCGGUCGCUCCUUGCUACUGUGGAGGAUGUUUGUAUUUUUGUAAAUACAUGUCUAUUGAUAUCAUGAUGAACCGGGCGUUUAGGUGUUCGUCUCCGUCUAACAUCUCGAUGGAGCUAUUGAGGAUAUCGUUUCUAUCCGU